This is a messenger RNA of Phycodurus eques (leafy seadragon), 1968 nucleotides long. It is a transcript of the gene lrr1, whose product is annotated as leucine rich repeat protein 1. Bases 353 to 1618 code for a protein of 421 amino acids. Lineage: Eukaryota; Metazoa; Chordata; Actinopteri; Syngnathiformes; Syngnathidae. The transcript has 5 exons. Gene Ontology annotation, molecular function: protein binding. The record is from RefSeq and is a predicted model, not a curated record.
GUUUCACGCUAAACGAGGAGCUAAUCAACCCGCAGUGCUGUCACCCACAUUAAACUACUCAUAACCGACUAUUACUAACCACACGAAGAAGGUUUUCUACACUUCCACCCAUAAGUCCGAAGAAUGCCGUGUGUUGGACGGUUGUGGAAAUGCGACUUUUUGUCCGUUUUUCGCUGAAGCGCAACAUUCGGGACGUGAGUUGCUGCGGCGGGUUGUUUUCAGCCAAGUUUCCCACCGGUGGUGUGCAUCGUCCCGUCCCUCGUUAGCUCGCCGGCUCGGCGCUGGCUAGGCCGGCCUCGGCGUGGGCUGUGUGGCCCUCACGACACUGUCUAGCCCGGAGUCGCGGAUCAGGAUGAAGCUCCAGUGCGAUGUGGAGGUGGUGAACCGUAUGCUCCCCACCUUCGGCAUGAAAAGUCGCGGCAAGGGGUCGAGGGCGGUGCUGUGCAUCGGGAAGCACUUGGACAAGACCAGUCAACGCUGUAGCGUCUAUUUGAUGAUCUGCACGGCCAAGGACAGAACAGGCUCCAAGUAUAAGCUCAAAGACAACAUCGAGAAGUUCUUCACGUGGUUCGUGGAGGAGGGCAAGGCCACGGUGAGAUUAAAAGAACCUGCUGUCGACAUCUGUCUGAGCAAGGCCGACGCAAACAGUUUGAAGAACUUCCUCUCAGCCGCUCGCCUGGCGGACAGAGGGAGUGACGCCAGCAGCCUCCCGCUCUCCACCCUCACGCCCGUUCGCGCCAGGGACGUGGAGCAGCCCAAGAAGAAGCUGACCAUCGUCUCCAAGAAGGACUACCCGCUCACGUCCAGCUUCCCUUACUCCCUGGAGCAGCUGCAGGUCUCCUACUGCAAACUGUCGCGCGUCGACACGCGCAUGCUGUCACUCAAAGCGCUUCGCAAACUGGACCUCAGCAACAACCACAUCAAGAAGCUCCCCGCCACCAUCGGCGAUCUGGCCUGUCUGUCCGAGCUGGUCCUCCACAGCAACCACCUGGAAGCCUUUAGCGAGGCCCUCUGUCUGUCCACGCUUCAGCGGACCCUCCAGCUCCUGGACCUCAGCCAGAACCGACUGCAGUCGCUUCCAGCUCAAUUCUGCCAGCUCCGGGAGCUGGUGAACCUCAAGCUGGACGACAAUAAGCUCGUCUCUCUGCCGUUCCACGUGGGACGUCUCGCCAAGUUGCGGUUCCUGUCAGCGGCGCACAAUCAGCUGGCCGUGUUGCCUGGCGACUUCCGCAAGCUGAGACUCGAGAACCUGGACUUGUUCGGAAACCCGUUCGUCCAGCCCAACACUCUGGACCACACCAUGCAGCUCACAUUCCCGGUUUCUCUUCAAGAGCUGGCUUCCAGGGCCGUAGCAAACCUCAGAAUCCCAUACGGACCUCACCUCAUCCCCGCGCACUUGUGUCGAGACCUGGAAUUGGCCAAGACUUGUGACUGCGGGCGCUUCUGCAUCAACUUCUACAUCAAGACGGCCGUGAGCAUGAACCUGCACCAAGUAUCUCACACGGUGGUUCUCGUGGAUGACAUGGGAGGCACAGACGCUCCAGUGCAGCAGCACUUUUGCUCCCUUUCUUGCUACUCCGAGUUCUUGGACAAUUCCCUUCGGAGGGGAAUCAGAUGAGGACAGUGUGGAUGUGACUCUUAAGUAGUUUGUGAUGCUCUCAGAACUCAAUUUUUAAGAUGGGUGGACACUGUUGUAGUGGCAGUAUUGAGCUUUUUACUUCUAGAAGUACACAUCCCACGUUUAAUAAAUGGCACAAAGAGGCGCGCAUAACUACUGCUCCUGAUUUAAAAAUGUUCCUCCUGCAUCCCCCUACUGACCUAUUUGAGCAGGAUGAUUGAAUAACGCAAUUAAUGUGCCAUGACCUCAUUGCCUCAAGGAGCAGACUAAAGGGAGAUUUUAAUCGUGCUUGCGACCCACUAUUUUUAUGUGUUAAAAACGUAAAUAAAAGUAUCCAUUUGGUUUAGGAA